Messenger RNA from Ixodes scapularis (black-legged tick), 2849 nucleotides. Its product is annotated as ankyrin repeat and zinc finger domain-containing protein 1. The record is from RefSeq and is a predicted model, not a curated record. Gene Ontology annotation, molecular function: protein binding. The transcript has 17 exons. NCBI's taxonomy places the organism in Eukaryota, Metazoa, Arthropoda, Arachnida, Ixodida, Ixodidae. The coding region runs from base 86 to 2659 and encodes 857 amino acids.
CAGUAGCCACAAAAGGCAUUAAAUUAGAGGCGACGAGGCAACUCCGGUGUCGCGCUCAGCUGCUCCACCGCGUACGAGGCGAAUUAUGUCGGAGACAUCCGAGGGACCAGCCACCAACAACAAAAAUCCGAAGAAGUCAUGCGUGCCUUCCAAUUUCUUCACCUGGCAGCUGACGGAUCCGUUGAAGGUCGAGCGGUAUCUGAUCGGCCUAUCUCUGGCAAAUUGCACGCCGCAGCUGGAACAGGAACUGUAUGCUCCCAGCGAUGUCGGUUUUGAUGAAAAGCCCAUUCCUGAGACUGACGACCUCAAGGUCUCUACCGUCAUGUGCUGUUCAUUGUGCGGGACGGAAUUUGAGUCCCGCGACGACCAGGUUCAACACUACAAGGCAGACUGGCAUAGGUAUAACCUGAAGCAGAAGCUCAAUGGAGAGGCAAUUUUGCCAGAGCAAGAGUUCUUGGAUAUGAUAGAGGAGGUCUCGAGCAUUUCUGGUUCAGAGUCUGAGACAGACACAACAUCUGCCACUGACACCCCGGAAUCCGCGAGCGGAGGAGAGUCUAGUCCGCUUCGCAAGUUGAGAGAAGGCAGCCAGCGAAACAGCUCCACCAGGAGAGCGAAACCGGGCAGGGAACGAUCAAACAGUGUUGCAUCCACCGAUACAGAAGGCGAGGACACUGACCCGGACAAAUCAGAGUCCAGAAGUGCUCGAAUGAAUGCCAAGGUGUACCUCAAGAACAGCGAGGGCCAAGUCAUGGCACUUUAUCGGUGUAUUGUUCAUGGCAAGCUGGCAGUGCCUGCCACAUUCUCUCAGCUAAUAUCUGCAAUCAUUGAGGUUCCCAAGAAGAUGCAGUGGGCUAUCCUCAUGGUAGGCGGAGGACACUUUGCGGCUGCUGUUUUCAACGGAUCCGAGUCCCUGCUCCAUAAGACAUUCCACCGUUACACUGUGCGGGCAAAGCAAGGUGGCGCCCAGUCCAGCCGAGAUGGCAAGCAAAAGGGGAUGCAGCCCAAGUCGGCUGGCGCAAGCCUUCGGAGGCACAACGAGAUAGCACUCACCAAGGACAUUCAGGACCUGCUGGGAACGUGGGCUGAGGAGCUGCAGAAGUGCAGCGCCAUCUUCUACCGGGCGCCGGGCGCCAACCGGAUCGUGCUCUUUUACGGCAAAAGCCCUCCAUUCAAGAAGUCGGACCCCCGUCUCCGACCCAUCCCAUUUCCUACCAACAGGGCGACCUACAAGGAGGUCCUUCGGGUGCAGAGGCUGCUGUCCACGGUGGAGUGUUUCGGGAGUGAGGCAGACCUCAAAGGUUGCAUUCCUGUCUCACCUAAGGUGCACCUGGGAUCCAAGAAAGUGGAGAAGGCAUCGGACAAGCCAGACAUCCCUCCACUCGAAGAUGCCCUCCUCUCCAGGCUUCGGGACGUGUCCAUUAACGAAUCCAGCAAUGGAGUUCUACCUCCCAGCAAUGAUUCGGAGGAUGGGCAGCCCAAAGAUGACCAAGGUUCGGACUCGGAUUCUGACGCCACGGUAAACUGGGAGAUCUCCGAAGAGGCGCAGGACCUCCGGGAGUUUGAGUGCACCCGGAAACCACGGAAGCGGAGGCACAAGAAGAAGAAAGACACGAAAGAAAGAGAGCACACGGAGAAGCCAGUGCCCAGAGAGUUCCGAGCGCUCAAGACGGCACUGUUCGAGUCCUGCAAAGCCGGAAAUGGUGAAGCCUUGGCGUCGAUGCUACGCAUCCUCGCGGAUAACAAGCACGGCGAACAGACCGAUGCCUCUUCUUUGGAAGUGCCAGCAGCAAACGAACCCUCCGAAAAUGAUGCCGAACUGCCACCUCCACGUCCCCCGUCGAAACCGACCAACCUCGAAGAGCUCGCAGUGGUGAAAACGGGCAACCAGUUCCGUCUGCUGAGUCCGGUGGGAUCCGACCCGGAUGCAACACCUGUCGUGGAGAGGGCGGUGGAGUGGGGCGCGAGGACGGAAGUGAAGCUUGAACGGCAGGACUCUGGUGAAUCGCCGUCGGUCGAGAUGUGCUGCGACGUCGUGCGCCGGUUGGGUCUCGAACAUCGGUUGCUGAACGGCCCGAUUGACUCUUCCGACUCGACUCUGUUGCACUACUGUGCAAAGCAUGCGGCCGUGAAGCUGAUACGCUGCCUCAUGCAGGCCGGAGCAGAUCCUGUGGUGCAGAAUGCCAAGGGGCAGACACCAUACAUGGUCUGCCCUGACAAGCAGACCAGAAAUGAGUUCAGACGUUUUAGGGCGGGGAACCCUGACAUGUACGACUACGAGAAGGCCCAGAUACCAAGUGGGCUAACUGAUGAGAUGGAGAAGGAGAGGUCUGAGAAGCAUGCGGAAAAGCAACGUGAGAAGCGGAAACUGCACAGGGAGAAGCUGAAGGAGAGGAAAGCAGCUGAAGUUAAGAGGAAAGAAGAGGAGCAGGAGAAGCAGCGGUUCCUCUCACUCAGCGACAGGGACAAGAGAGCUCUUGCUGCUGAGAGGAGAUUCGCAAAGCAGCUUCUAGCCACGAAUGCCAGUCAUGUGGUGUUGGUUCGGUGCUUCAUGUGUGGAAUCGACAUCACCGGGAAAGUGCCCUUCGAGUACAGUUCCAACAAGUUCUGUACGAUAGACUGCGUCAAGGAACAUAGGAAGAAGCCUUCAAGUCGCACUUGAUCUGCCUUUAGACGUCGCCGAAUUAUUUGGUUGCAUUUGCAGGCUGGCCUUGCAACUAUUUGCAGUUUUAUUUGUACAGAUUUUGUAUAUUUUAUACUGCUUCGGGCUAGGCUCUGUGAUUGCGAUAUUUAAAUAAAUAAAUAAUAUACACAAAAAAAAAGAACAUUGAAUAAACUACAUUUGGAACAAA